GACGUACUAGUUACAGUCAUGCUUAACCGGCAGCGUCAGAUCCGCAUGGGCCCAUGCGCACUCCCGUGUGUGUAUGUAUGAUUGUGUGUAUGCACCCACGUAUGUACACCGUUCCGGCAUAUUCACUUGGUAAUUUGAAGACGGCACCCGAAAAAUGUCACUAGUUGUUAUAUGCCGUGUGCAACAACUGCGGCUCCGAUUACCUGCAGGGCGCUGCUUAUUCAGGCUGUUCCAUCGGUUUUCCGCAAUUUUUCAUUUUGGCGUUCUCUAAUGCGUUUUCAUACAGGCACGUAAUGUAGUGGUCAGUUUGUAUUAGUGCUCACGUGAGUCUGUCCAUUUGUACGUUUCUCUUCGGUAGUUAACAGAAACCCUGUCAGAAUUAGUGGAUUUCGAUAAAAAUUGGUUUACGACGCUGGGUUAUAAAAUAUUGCACCGUUAGUUGUCCUCGGUAAUAUGCAUCACGGGCUGUAAAUCCGGUCACGCCGGCGUCUAACCGGCAGCGUAUACAGCGGGUUUUUUUUUUGCCCGGGUGCGUUUUUUAUUUGCGCUAUUACUUAUCCCCAUCAAAUCACUUUAUGCCGUUUUGAUUGCCCCGGACAAACAGCGCGUUUAUGGGCGCGCAGCUACCGUGUGCUCCCGUUCCGCGCUCUCCCACCGUCGCCCUAAUUGAAUCUGUAUUGGAUGGCCGUUAAUUGUGUAACAGUUACUUCUUGUCUGCGCGCCUUGUAUUAACCGGUCCGUGUCGGUGUGUGUAUGUGUAUAUGGCGCGCACUACCGUAACUCGAUGGGGAUGAUGAGUGUAUGUGUGUACUUUGCGGUUUUGAGUCAAGUAUCGAUCGAUCGAUGAAGGUUGGCCACGGAGUGUAAAGAUAGAGAUAUAUAUGCGCCAUCAAUUGACAAACCGGGCCGCGCAUACAUAAAGGAUAUCCUGCCAAGUGAGCGCCGCUCUCAACCGGGGAAGCCAUAUCAACAACACACGGGACGGGAGAGAGAGAGAGGCAGCGGAAGAGCGAGAGAGACAGGGUCCCGGCUGGAUGCAUAAUUUAACAAGCAGCGUGUAAUCCCCGCGUUAUUAUCGGUUGAGGAUGAGCGCUAAUGAGGCACACGUCGCUGAUCGCCAGCCAUCCACCUCGGCCUUCAGUACACCGGUGCCGGUAGCGAGCGAAGCGCUGCCCGUCGUCCGUCCCGCAGCGGGGAAAUCGGAGAACAAACCGGCGGUGCGGAAAGCCAAACGGAAUGAGACUAAAGUGGAGGAUAAGGUGAAUAGGAAGAUCAGUGUGCAGAAGAAACGCUUCCGGCUGGCGUAUGCGUCGCGUAAUACCGUGCAGGCGGGCGGGCAUCAUCCCAUGGAGACCGGGAUCAUCUGUAAGACACCGAACAGGUGCCAGCAGAAGAUGCGCUUACUGCGGAAGACACUGCGGCGAACGGCCUGGAACUGCGUCAUCGCUGCCGGACUGGAAAGUGCAGCCUGUUUCCAUCUUAAGGACCUGCGAAACCGUUCCCAACCAAAACUGGAACGCACUCCGUCCAACGAGCCCAGUGUAGAGCCUUCAGACUGGUCAUCACAGAUGCACUGUAUUUUCUGCGAGAAUUCCCCAAAUGUACCACCGGCCACCAAAUCCACCCCAAUUUCCACUUUACUGGAAAUGCCACGGAAACCGGUAAUGGAGCUGCCGUCUCUCAACGACAACCUGGACUGGCUGCGCUCCUUACAACUGCAGCUGCCCAGCUUAAACCUGGGCAUCAAUAUGGACAGUGGACAUAUCAGCCCGUUUACCGUACCGUCCACGCCCAACAGUGCGCUAACGGCGUCCGUCUGGGCCAAGGUUAAUCCGUUUCGCUUCAUGCCGGAAGAGCGGUCCCUCUCGGAAAUGGUUGAACAGAAAGAUGAAGAGACGCCUUUGAUAAAACCAGCAAGCAAGUCCGAAGAGAUUGCUACGAUCCCACCCGUUCCCAAACGAUCCCGCUCCCGUACUCCCGGGCGGUCGGCAGCGCCGCUAUUCCCCAGCGGAACUGCGUGCCGCCAUUGACAAGUGGAACGCGGCAACGUCGGGACGCGUAAAGCGGCGCUUCUCUACGGGAUUCCGCGCUCGACCCUCCGCAACAAAGUGGGCAAAAUUCUCGGCAAGAAACCCGACGAUGCACCGGAUACGCCGCUGGACAUGUCGCCCACCCCGGGCGUCACACCGGUGUCUGGUUUAAUCAGUGUCAAAGAAGAAGCCCCGAAUGCCGUGCCCAAUAAACAGGACAUCACUUUCGCGCUGAAGCGUAUCAUCUCCCAACAUUUAUCCGAGAAAUUCAAGAUUCCGGUGUCGUCGUCACCGAAAACUGCAAAAAGUGCCGAACAUAAACCGAAACGGUUGCGCGGCGGCAUUGACGCGUCUAACCGGCAUAAACGCGGUCGAUAUCGCAAGUAUAAACAGGGAGAUUUGGAGGAAGCGCUGCGAUUGGUCAAACAGGGCGAGAUGACGGUGCACCGUGCGGGACACCUGUUCGGGAUCCCGCACAGCACUUUGGAGUAUAAAAUUAAGGAGCGAAACGGAACACUGUCACAUAUUAACGGCACAAUCCAUCCCGAGCCGGAAAAACCGGUGAAAGUUAAAUCAAAGAAGGUCAAAGCAGAGUCCAAUGGAAAUAGCGAUCUUCUGCCGUCGCCCAGUUUACCUGAUUUCUCGCUGCAUAACGAUCUCGCAGCCGGUUCCCUGUUGAACUUGGAUCCCAAUGCAAAUUUUUUGUUCCCAAAUAAUCCGUUCCUAAUCAAUCCGACUACCAGCGAUAACAACAUCUUCAACCAGUUAUUAGCAUUGCAGAUAUUGCGAAAUACCAUGAUGGGCGUGCCGUCCAUUCCACCGCCGACAUUCCCGUUAUUCGAGAGCAGCGCGGUUUCCUCGGCGCCGUUCCGUCCGUGGACUGAAGGCCAGAACAACGGCGGUCGGUUGGGAGCGAUGCCGAACGGUACCGAGAAGAAGCCGAAAAAAGCCACUAAGAGAAAAAAUUUGGAGGAUUUACCGCUCAAUCUCACCAUGUCAAAGGAGAAGUCGACGCCAAAGAUUGUGGAAUAAUUCCCGGUGUAGGGAUCAUUUUAUAGAUAAGAGUAUUGGUAGAGAGUAGUUUUUAUUGUGGUGAUUUUUUCUGUUAACCGUCCUGUUGAUAUGGCGCAUAUCGAUUUUAUGCUUUUAUUGUGGGCACUUUCGACUUACGGCUGCGUGUGUAUUGAUUGAUCUCGGUUACUCGAUACUAAUGAAUGUCUCAAGU
Messenger RNA from Paramacrobiotus metropolitanus, 3255 nucleotides. RefSeq lists its product as uncharacterized. Gene Ontology annotation, biological process: regulation of transcription by RNA polymerase II. Gene Ontology annotation, molecular function: DNA binding. Lineage: Eukaryota; Metazoa; Tardigrada; Eutardigrada; Parachela; Macrobiotidae. The record is from RefSeq and is a predicted model, not a curated record. Gene Ontology annotation, cellular component: nucleus.